This is a messenger RNA of Acaulospora morrowiae, 743 nucleotides long. NCBI's taxonomy places the organism in Eukaryota, Fungi, Glomeromycota, Glomeromycetes, Diversisporales, Acaulosporaceae. The record is from the annotation of a GenBank genome assembly.
CUGUGAGACACGAAUUCUCUUAUAAGCUUUUGCACACAACCAUCGCAAGGCGCACUGCUGCUAGAAUACUUUUACAAGAUCUCUGCAAGUAUUUUAAUGGAUACAAACCAUCUGUGAAUGAACAAAUAAAAUUUCGAUUGUGCAACCACGCAACUCGUUUGCAAGGUGGAAUGGAAAUAAUACUUCAUGCUGCGAUAUUGUCUAAUCGAUACAAUGAAGAAAAUUCGGAAGUUAUGACCAAAGUGAAUCGUAUAUUGAUGGAUUGGAUUACUUCACUUGUUAGUGAAGAUGCGAUAAAUGCAAUCCAGGAGCCGAUUUCCUCCAACAGUUUGAAAUCAAAAGUUUGGACGUUGCAUCCCUGGUUGCUAGCUCGACUUUCACUAAUACAUCAACCUUUCUUUGAGAUAUAUUCAAAAGUAUUGAUACGUUGCACUAGGCAAGAACAGCAAUAUAUGAUGGGAAAUCUUUCAAUAGAAUCGAUUCAUCCAAGGUUGUUCUACCAAUUGCCCAGCGAGAUGUUACUUUAUUCUCAAGUCAAUCAAAGAUGGGAAGGCUUACUCAUUCACUGGGAGUUGUUACGGUAUCAAUUUGGUAAUUAUAAAGAAGUUAUCAACCAUUUGCUACAGCAAGAAUGGAUAACAUUCAAAAGCAAAUAUAUUCAAUGCUGGGAACAAAAGACAAUGUUUGGACAAAUAUGGAAUGAAUUUUUUCUGAGAUUGGGUAUGAAUUAUAAUGAGGAGUAG